Messenger RNA from Macadamia integrifolia, 1934 nucleotides. RefSeq names its product auxin efflux carrier component 6. Gene Ontology annotation, molecular function: auxin efflux transmembrane transporter activity. Gene Ontology annotation, cellular component: endoplasmic reticulum; plasma membrane. The coding region runs from base 47 to 1732 and encodes 561 amino acids. Gene Ontology annotation, biological process: auxin polar transport; auxin export across the plasma membrane. The transcript is spliced from 7 exons. NCBI's taxonomy places the organism in Eukaryota, Viridiplantae, Streptophyta, Magnoliopsida, Proteales, Proteaceae. The record is from RefSeq and is a predicted model, not a curated record.
UUCUCCUCUGUUCUUCCUCGACCCUUUUCUCUCAUCGGAUUUAAAGAUGAUAAGCGGAGAUGAUUUCUAUAAGGUGAUGUGCGCCAUGGUUCCCCUCUACUUUGCGAUGUUGAUAGCCUACGCAUCCGUGAAAUGGUGGAAGUUAUUCACUCCCGAGCAAUGCUCCGGCAUCAACCGCUUCGUCGCCACCUUCGCUGUCCCUGUCCUCUCCUUCCAUUUCAUUUCUCAGAACAACCCAUAUCAGAUGGACACCAAGUUCAUACUCGCCGAUACUCUUUCUAAGAUCAUAGUUCUUCUCCUUCUCUCCUUGUGGGCCAUCUUCUCCACUGCAGGAGGUCUGGAUUGGUUAAUCACUAUCUUCUCCCUUGCAACAUUACCCAACACCCUCGUCAUGGGCAUUCCUUUGCUUGAUGCUAUGUAUGGAGAAUUCACUCAGUCUCUCAUGGUCCAAAUCGUUGUUCUCCAAUGCAUCAUCUGGUAUACGCUAUUGCUUUUCCUGUUUGAGUACAGAGCAGCUACGUUACUGAUCCGAGACCAGUUUCCGGGAACCACAGCGGCCGCGAUAACAAAGAUUGAGAUAGACGGCGAUGUGAUCUCGCUAGAUGGGCGGGACCCGUUAAAAGCGGAAUCUGAAAUGGACGGUAAAGGGCACAUCCAUGUCCGUAUCCGAAGGUCUACAUCGUCGGCUCCGGACUCGGGCAUGUCAUCGUCGUUCGCGAUGACUCCACGUGCGUCCAAUCUAUCAGGGGCGGAGAUAUACUCUGUCAAUACUCCGGUGCGGCCGCAUGAGUUUAACCAUGCCAACGGUGAUAUGGUGUUCGGCUACCGGGCUGGGAGUCCCAGGCUGUCUGGGUAUGCUUCGUCGGAUGCGUAUUCGUUGCAACCGACGCCUCGGGCGUCUAACUUCAAUGAGUUGGAUACAACUACCGUGACGACAGCGAAUACGCCUACCUGGAUAAGGUCUCCGGUGGGUAGUGGGAAGGUUUACGGGAAUCAUACGCCGGGAAUCUCGGUGGUGAACGUGAAAAUGGCGUGGGAGUCUCCCGGAAAAUUUCAGGGUGGUAGUAGAGGUGGUAGUGGCAGUGGUGGUGGAGGAGAGAGACAAGGGUGCAAAGAUGUUAAUGGGCUAGCUCUUGGAGAGAAAGAUCUAAGCUUCAGAAACAACACAAAAUUAUCUGGGACAGAGGAUGGAGAUUCAAAGUCUUUUGAAGAAGCGAAUCAGAAGAUGCCACAUGCCCUUGUCAUGGUCAAGCUCAUAUUGGUUAUGGUGGGCCGGAAGCUCUCCCGCAAUCCCAAUACUUAUUCCAGCAUCUUAGGCCUCCUCUGGUCUUUAAUUUCCUUCAAGUGGAAUGUGGGCAUGCCUAAUUUGGUAAAAUACUCAAUAAAGAUAAUUUCAGAUGCAGGGCUUGGGAUGGCUAUGUUCAGUCUAGGUUUGUUCAUGGCUCUUCAACCUAGGAUCAUUGCCUGUGGCACAAAAAUGGCGAUGAUCGGAAUGGCAAUUCGAUUCUUAAGUGGACCAAUCUUAAUGGCGGCCGCAUCGUUAGCCAUUGGAUUAAGAGGUAUCAGAUUGCAUGCUGCCAUAGUUCAGGCUGCUCUUCCACAAGGAAUUGUACCUUUUGUCUUCGCAAGGGAAUAUGGGUUGCAUGCUGACUUACUUAGCACCGGGGUUAUCUUUGGCAUGCUAGUCUCCUUACCCGUAACUCUACUCUACUACAUAUUGCUUGGCCUAUGAAAUAGAUAAAGAGAUCAGGUACACAAGUAUUGAAUAAGGCAUGUGGGAUCAACCUAAAGUGUAAUAGAUGUGUACUUGUUGGUCCCAUUUGGUGAUAGAUUUCAUCUCUGAUGACAAGCAAAGGUUUCCUGUUCUUGUCAAUUUUAUCCAACAUCUCACAUGUUGGAUUACAGGCACCAUUAUCAUCCAUCAUUGAUGCUCA